This is a messenger RNA of Lutzomyia longipalpis, 13479 nucleotides long. RefSeq names its product teneurin-a (gene Ten-a). NCBI's taxonomy places the organism in Eukaryota, Metazoa, Arthropoda, Insecta, Diptera, Psychodidae. Gene Ontology annotation, biological process: motor neuron axon guidance. The coding region runs from base 1170 to 10250 and encodes 3026 amino acids. The transcript has 27 exons. The record is from RefSeq and is a predicted model, not a curated record.
UUUUAUAUCUGCAGACCGUCGCGCGCGCGAGUUCAUCGGAAAAUCCGCGUGUUACGAACAAAGCACGGUGAGCUUUCUGCUAAAUGGUUUAAUCAGACAUAUGAGAGUUGGUGCAUGAAGAGUUAAAUAAAUAUUCGUGCAAACGCAGUGUGAUUGACACAAUCAAUUAAUGUAAUUGAGAUAUUCGAGGGGUGUUGGUUGGUGCACGAAAUAAAUUAAACAUAGUCCCGGACAAUUAGCAAAAAAAUAAAAUUGACAAAUUUACUAAUUGAACAUACUUAAUUGGAGAUUUUGAUGGAUUCCUACGCCAUGUGAGGCAGAUGCCAAAACGGAGGCGAGCAAGUGGCCCAAAGCUCACGCACGGAAAAUUCAUUCGGCAAAUGCGCGCGAAAAUUGUGAAAGGGAACUGCUUCGCCUGAGAGAGCUUUCCCAUCCAGUUGAUCUUCGGAUUGAAUGAAGAGCGGGCUGUUGUGAGUUGGGUGAUGUAGAGUAACUUUCGUGACUAAACGGAGUAUAAAGAAAAGUUCUCAUACUUUCUUUUUUAUCUCAAAGCUCUCUCCUCUCUCGUGCUAAACGGCUGACACUCGGUGCAAAAGCUAAAAUCUUUUGGGGGAUUUAGGUGCAAUUGGUAUACAGAGUGAAUUAAAGGAGUGGAAUAUGAAUUUCUAAAAGGAAAAUGUAUGCCACUGUCAUCAUCUGUUGAAGCUCCACACAGUGUUGAAUUGCCUAUGUAUACUCUUGUCAUUCAUAUGCCAACAUGUGCGUUCGUAAUGUGUCCUCGGUAGCUCUACAUAUUAUGAUUUAAGGUGCAAAUACAUAGUGGUGGCUGAUUAGAACGGAGAAGCAUUUUGAAACUCAUACAGGAGGUGUGCCAAAUUGAUUGAUUUGCUAUUCAACGAACAUGAAUUUAUUUAGUGUCUUGUGAGAGACUGUGCAUGGUGUAUUCCUUUGCUAAUUAAUACGGAAUUAUUAAAUUUAUUCUCAUUGUUGGAUUCCUGCCGUGAAUUUGUGGAAUACAGCAAGAUAUACAUAUAAUACGGAUACUAUAGAGAGAAAAUUAAUAAUAAACAGAGACAUUUUAAAGUGAGAUGAUAAUGAUUCCAGAAAUCUCGUACCUAACAUAAAAGAUGAACGAAUUUGCGUGACAAGCAAAAAGAGGACGCCCCAAGAUGUCCAACAGUCACUCCGGAACGAUUGGGCGAAACCGCGGGGUCGCAUUUGGCAGUAGUCAAAUGAGGCGCCAACGGUCAGUGGAAUGGACGCACGAGCGGGGUGGCUACAGUAGUAGCGAGGAGGAUGAUCGCCUGGCCAGAAACUCCAUUGGUCCAACAGUUGACAGCAACUUCCUUGCCACACUCAUAGCACAAACUCAGCAAUUGCGAAAACUUUUGCCUGAAUCGGGACGACCUUAUGACUGUGAUACAGACGAUGUAAUUAAUUCUCCCAGCACUGCCAAUCGUCAAUCUCCCCUGCAACUGCGUCAGUCGUCGCCCUUUCCCCACGAAGCGACAAAUUCGCGCCGAAAACAUUAUGCCACCCCCCAUGAACGCCUCCGAACCAAUGGGGAACUUCUCUUCUCCUCGGGCUCUUCUAAGGCAAUUUUGUUGCCAAAUAGCACCAUAAGGGGUAGCCGGGGGAUGACUUCGUCCAGUAGUGCCACAUCUUCAAUGAGCAACCACAACGAUCGGUCAGCGCAGCAGGAGAGAGAUAUUCCGGAAAGUGUUGUAAUGAAAUCGACCAAUUCUAAGCAGCACAUUCCCGAUCUGGAUACGCGCAAUGACGAGCCCCCACCCGAACCGGCACCUCCAGAAGUGCCCCCAAGAGGACAUUCACUCCUUCAAUCAAUGUCUUCAAUGCGUAAACGUUCAGAUUAUCAAAUACACAUACAGGAAAAUAAUUGCAACCUGAAACACGAAGAAUUUAUACCUCAGGAGAAGCAGCAAGAGUACUUAAUGACGGGAAGUCCUCGUGCUGCAGGAUAUCAAGCGCGAUCGCCGAUGUCCAAUGGUCCUCAAAAUCAAGCCAGACUUGCUGCUCCAUUGCAAUCGAGCCAACAGCAGAUGUCACAGGGUAUGACGAACGCCAACAAUGCACAGGGAUCCCAUUGUCAAUUGGGCGGUACGUCGCCCCUCGUAAUGCCAGUCUUUCCCCUGCGAACAUCCCAUUCAGGACAUGCGCCACACUACUCACCCUACUCGCCCUCAAGGUUUCACAUAGACAAACGAUGUCAACAUAGGUGCUCGUGGAAAUGUUUCAGCAUUGCCUUAAUACUACUGUCUGUGGCACUGAUAGCUAUGUUGGCCUAUUUCGCAGCGGUCAAUUCAAUGAAACCCACGAUGGAUCCUAACAACUGUAUUGUGGUGCAAGAUGUAAAGUCAGUAACUCACGAUCAGAUGACGCAGAAUGUUGAUGGAUCAACGCAAUUGCCCACUGAAGAAUCCUUGCUUACGAGCACAGCGGACCAUAGCACCUUCACGACGGCACAUCAUUAUCUCAAUAGCGGAUUCAGUAGCAGUAGUUUCUCGCAACAGCAGAUUUUACAGCAACAAUUGCAGCAGCAGCAGCACUACCAGGACCAGCAGUUUUCUGCUCAACAGCAGCAGCAACAUCAAAAAUGGCCACAAGUUUUGGAACUUCGGGAAUUCAAUGAGGUGCACCAUGCAACAAUUCAGCCAUACCAAUUUUGGAAUUCGGAAUUUCGCAACAAGCACCCAGCAUUCAUACGGUUCAACUUCACCCUACCAUGGGGUGCGAAUUUUGCUGUAUAUGGACGACGCAAUGUUGCACCCAGUGUCACGCAGUAUGACUUUGUAGAGUUCAUCCGGGGUGGCAGGGUGGAUAAUCGAUUGCGGCGGCGGCGACGCCGAAAACGUAGCAUGACAACCGGUGAGGAUGCCGAGGAGGAUGGAAUUUUGGGAAAUGGUAUUGGUGGAGACGAUGAGUAUGGAUUUGAUAUUUUUGAGAAUCCCACCGUGGACAGUGAUGAAUACUUUGGAGCUCCAUGGCGUGACACAGACAGAUCAAUGGAAAAUUCCGCGGCAGAAGCUGCCUCCUCCACCUUUAUUGAUGAACACCUCCGUCUCACACCCGCUGAACGCCAUAUUAUCUCCAAACGCUCCUCUGACAUGGACCCCAUGAUGGUUAAUGUGAGUCUGUUGCAGUACUUGGAUACGGGACGUUGGUUCCUUUCCGUCUACAAUGAUGAGCUCCUGGCACAUAGUAUCACCCUAACUGUGGCUGAAGCUGAAGGUGUUAGUACAACCUGCCCCAAUGAUUGCUCCGGAAGAGGAUCCUGCUACCUUGGCAAAUGUGAUUGCAUCGAUGGCUAUCAGGGUGCUGAUUGUUCAAAAAGUGUCUGUCCAGUUCUUUGCUCAGCACAUGGGCACUACGGCGGUGGGGUAUGCCACUGCGAAGAGGGCUGGAAAGGUCCAGAGUGCGAUGUACCAGCGGGUGAGUGUCAAGUGCCCGGAUGUUCUGGCCAUGGACGCUGCAUUGAGGGUGAUUGUCAUUGCGAACGUGGAUGGAGAGGACAAUUCUGUGAGCAACCUGACUGCCUUGAUCCUUCAUGCUCUGGCCAUGGUACCUGUGUGAAUGGUCAAUGCUAUUGCAAGGCCGGCUGGCAGGGUGACGACUGCGGAAUGGUUGACCAGCAAGUUUACCAAUGUCUGCCCGGCUGCUCUGAACAUGGCACGUAUGAUUUAGAAACGGGAACGUGUGUCUGCGACAGGCACUGGACCGGACCAGAUUGCUCUCAAGCCGUGUGCAGUUUGGACUGUGGACCGAAUGGGGUGUGUGAAUCUGGAAAGUGUCGCUGCAAUGCUGGAUGGACAGGAAAUCUGUGUGAUCAAUUGCCAUGCGAUGCACGUUGUGCCGAGCACGGGCAGUGCAAGAAUGGCACUUGUGUGUGCUCCCAAGGAUGGAAUGGUCGUCACUGCACCCUGCCUGGAUGUGAGAAUGGAUGCUCCCGACAUGGACAGUGCACUCUGGAGGAUGGUGAAUAUCGGUGUGUCUGCAUCGAGGGAUGGGCCGGCACAGAUUGUUCAAUCCCACUGGAAAUGAAUUGCAAGGAUAACAUCGAUAAUGAUCACGACGGCAUGACAGAUUGUUCGGAUAGUGAAUGCUGUUCACAUCCAAUUUGUGCUGAGCACAUUAUGUGUUUGGCAUCCAAUGAUCCUGUGGAAGUUCUGCUACGGAAACAGCCACCAUCUGUUACCGCAUCCUUCUACCAGAGAGUCAAGUUUCUCAUUGAAGAGAAUUCCGUGCAAUCUUAUGCCCAUUUGGAUGAGUACAGCGAGAGCGAGUUCUGGAACUCCUUUACACCGUGUCGAGUGUCUGUGAUGCGAGGACAAGUUGUCACACCCCAGGGACUCGGAAUUGUGGGAAUUCGUGUCUCUGUGGACAGAGACUCGAGAUUUGGAUUCACACUCACGAGACAAGGAGGAUGGUUUGAUGUCCUGGUAAAUGGCGGCGGUGCUGUUACCUUGCAAUUCCAGAGAUCACCCUUCCGUCCACUAACGCGAACCGUCUUCGUACCCUGGAAUCAGAUUGUUGUUUUGCCACCUGUUCAGAUGCAACUCAGUGAAGAUGAGGAACACUUGCGUCCACUCAUAAAAACUACACCACCAAAUCCGGCAUUCAGCUUCCUCAACACCAUCCAGUACCACUUCACGGACGAAAGUGUCCCACCGGGAGUUGUCUGUCUCGAGCACGACCAUGAGCUUCUGAAACCACAAUUGUUCGGGACAUGGAUGCCAAAUGGUGUGGGCGCCAUGGCUGGUCAUCGUAACAUUUUCGCCGAGACACAGAUUGUACAGGAAUCUGUGCAAAUCCCAGGCUCAGGUCUACACUUGACGUACCAAUCAUCUCAAGCGCCGGGAUACCUGAGUAUCGUACGGAUGCGAUUAACCAAAGCCACAAUCCCCCCGACUCUGACACAUGUACACGUUGGGGUGGAGAUUGAGGGUUCCCUCCAUGUCAAGACAUACGAGGCUGACCCCAGUUUGACCCACACCUUUGCCUGGAACAAGCGAAAUGUGUACAAACAGAAGGUGUACGGUGUCUCCCUGGCGCGCAUUAGCGUUGGCUAUCAACACUCCACAUGCAAAGAACCCGUGUGGGAGACACAAACCGCCAAACUGCAGGGAUUCGAUGUGGACAUCUCCGACAUUGGGGGAUGGGGACUCGAUAUACACCAUCACUACAAUUUCCAUGAGGGUAUAUUGCAGAAGGGUGAUGGCUCAACGUUGCACAUGAAAGAAUAUCCGAGAACUGUGAAAGUUGUAAUGGGGACUGGCCUACAGAGACCCCUUAGUUGUGGCAAAGAUUUCUGCAAUGGCAUUGCUAAAGAUGCUAAACUCUUAACCCCCGUAGCCCUAACAUCUGGUCCCGAUGGUAGUCUCUUUGUGGGGGAUUUCAAUCUUGUCAGACGAAUUACACCAGAGGGGAAAGUCUUUACGGUGCUCCAAUUGAGCGCUACGCAAGUCUCAUACCAGUACUACUUGACCGUAUCACCUGCUGAUGGGCAUCUCUACAUCUCUGACCCAGAACGCCAUCAAAUUCUCAAGGUUCUCUCAAUUGAUGAUGUUAAGAAUCCAAUUAGUAACAGCGAAAUUGUUGUUGGAAGUGGACAAAGAUGUAUCCCAGGUGACGAAGGUAAUUGCGGCGACGGGGGUCCAGCCAAGCUAGCUCGUCUCUCCCACCCGAAAGGUAUUGCCAUAGCAGCCGACAGGACUAUGUACAUUGCUGACGGAACGAAUAUUCGAGCUGUGGAUCCAAAGGGUAUAAUCCACACCCUCAUUGGUCACCAUGGGCAUCACAACCACUGGAGUCCAGCACCGUGCGAAGGUGCCCUUUUGGCAAGUCAGACGCAGCUGCAAUGGCCAACGGGUUUGGCACUCAGUCCCCUCGAUGGUUCCCUCCAUUUCAUCGACGAUCGCCUGGUGCUGAAGCUAACCGCAGACAUGAAGAUCAAAGUGGUGGCUGGCACUCCGCUACAUUGCAAUUCAAAUGCAGGAGAGAAGAAUAAAACCUCCACCGAUGAUGUCCUCGGCACCGUUCUCGCCAUCGCUUUCUCACCCUUUGGUGACCUCUACGUGGCGGACUCUGACUCUAGACGAGUCAACUCCAUCCGCACUGUCGACACUUCCGGCAAAAUGAGGUCGUUCGCCGGGAAAGUGGACAUGGCCACGCUCCCAAGUUGCGACUGUGGCAAUGCCACAACGGCGGCAACACUGGCGGCAACAACGAUGAAUCCAGCUCGAAGCGGAAGUACCGGAAAUCCCGGUGCACCUUCACCCUCCGUCGCAGCCACCGCGGGCUGUUCCUGCAUCACCCCCUACAACGGCACUGGUUUCACAACGACCGGGUAUGCUGAUGACACAGCAACGAGCAAUGCUGAGACUCUUCUCUCUUCCAACGCCAAAUUCCAAGCCAUUUCUGCCAUUGCCGUGUCCCAGGACGGAGUUAUCAAUGUUGCCGAUCAAGGAUCUUUGCACAUUUUGGCACUGCAGCACUAUCUACCGAGUCACGACAUCAACGGUGAAUUCCACAUCCCAUACCCGCCCACAAGUGAGGUGUACGUAUUCAAUCGAUAUGGGCAGCAUGUGGCCACCAAGGAUCUGGCAUCGGCCAAGACACGCUACUCCUUCCUGUACUCAAAGAACACGAGCUUUGGGAAACUAUCAACAGUGACGGAUAGUUCGGGAAAUAAGAUACAAUUCCUCAGGGACUACAGCAACCUCGUGAGUUCCAUUGAAAAUACCCAGGAUCACAAGUCUGAGCUGAAGAUUAAUAACGUUGGGCUCCUGGCCAAGCUGACGGAGAAGGGAAAAUCGGAAAUUGAGUUGGACUACGAUACAACAUCGGGGCUAUUGAAUAGUCGUUCAGGUGGUGGUGAAACCUAUAUUUAUUUAUACGAUGAAUUUGGACGGGUAAUUGGAAUGAUUUUGCCCACGGGGGAGACUGUGUCGAUAAGCUCUAGUCUGGCAGCGGAUAUUGGUCUAGCUGUGCAGGUGCGUGCUCCAGUACAGAGUCUCUUUGCUGAAAGUCAACAUGAUCGCAGCGAUAUGCUAAUUGUGGGUGGUAUUAAGUCACUGACAAUGAGCAAUGGGGUGGAAAAGACCGUAGCCCAUAUAAAUACAAACAACACCCUCUCCAUUGCGACGCCAAACAAUAUGGUGAUUGAGUCGGCAGCCGCAGCAAGACACCCCCUCCUGGAGGCCUCGUUGCCAGUUGAGGCGGAAAUGCUCCCAAUGUGGUCACAGCAGACGGUAACAAUGGGUGAUGAGCUAAUUAACACCAUGUAUUCAUCGUACAGCCUCGUUGGGGAUGUUCGCAAUCCACAGCAGACACUCAAUCAUGAGCUCUUUGUCAACAAUUCACGUGCUUUUGGGGUGGAAUUCGACCAAUUCACCAGCAGGGAGACAUUCUUCGACCGCGACCGUCAGCCCAUCCUCACAAUUGCCUUUGACCCAUCAGGCCAGCCACAGUCCUACCAUCCCGCCUCCAUUGGCUACCCCCUCAACAUCUCCUACGACCGCUUCAAUCGAAUCGAUGGCUGGACAUGGGGACCAUCUGAGCUCAAAUACACAUAUGAACAGCAUGGGCUCCUGUCUGAAAUUACAAGCCAGCAGGAUGGUACCGUGAGCUUCGUCUACAAUGACCUCAAUCUUGUGGCGGAAAUCGGGUUGGCCAGUCAAAGGAAGAUUCUCCUGGGGUAUGAUGAGGACGGUGGACUGAGACAUGUUACCCUGCCCAGUGGCACGAAGCACUCAUUUAGCUUGCAGCCGUCAAUUGGAUUCAUUCGGUACACAUACACACCACCCGGCAGCACUAAACCCUACCUCCAACACUACUCCCACAGCGGUGCUCUGCUGCAGACAGUCUUUCCAGGAGAUGGUGCCAGGGUUAUCUACCGAUACACACCAAAUGGUCAACUAUCGGAAGUAGUCCACGGGGAUGGUCGUAGUGAAUUUGUCUACAAUGCUCUAACAGGAAUGCCAAGCACAGUGGGUCACAUUGAGCGUGAACUUGAGUACAGAUGGGAUUUCGAGUACACCGGAGCCCUAUUAACUGAAGAACGAAUUGAUUUCUCUGCCAAAACCGGAUUGAGCAAUGCUAAAUUCUCAUAUGAAUACGACACCAACUUCCGCCUGAUUUCCAUUCAGGGACGCAUAGGUGGGCAGAACCUUCCGGUUCAGACUUUCACUUAUAGCAGCAAAACCGGUUCACCUGAGGAAAUUGGUCAAUUUAAGGUGACCCAUCCACGACAGAAUCAAACGUCUGUCUUCGAUGGAACUGCAAUCUUUUCUCGGACAAUUAAUGGUCAGUACUUGGAAACUCAGAUGUCCGUUACAAUUCACCGGAUGGAGGUGUUCCGUAUGGAGUUUGCGCAUGAUAUGCACGGCAGGAUAUCUCAGACGAAGACUUACACGAGAAAUGUUGGAGUCAACACGUAUACCAAUGUGAAGAACUUCACAUGGGACUGCGAUGGUCAGCUCAUAGGUGUUGAAGCUCAAGAGCCAUGGGGAUUCCGCUAUGAUGACAAUGGCAACAUGCUUUCACUCACAUACCGUGGAAAUACAAUUCCAAUGGAGUACAGUGGCAUGGAUCGUAUCAUGAAAUUUGGUGAGGGUCAGUACAAGUACGACAGUCGUGGUCUUGUGGCACAAAAUGCAAGAGAAGAAAGAUUCCACUACAACACUCAGGGACUCCUGGUGAGAGCAACCAAGCGUGGACGCUUCGAUGUCAAAUACUACUAUGACCAUCUCAAUAGGCUAUCAACGAGGAAGGACAACUUUGGAAAUGUUACGCAAUUCUUCUACAAUAAUCAGGAGAGACCACAGGAAGUUAGUCAGAUCUAUUCUCCACGCGAUGGGAAGCUUAUGUCACUCACCUACGAUGAUCGUGGGCAUCUGAUCUAUGCUCAAGUCUACAGGCAUAAGUACUACGUAGCAACAGAUCAAUGUGGGACGCCUGUGAUGAUCUUCAAUCAGUACGGUGAAGGAAUUCGUGAGAUUAUGCGUUCUCCUUAUGGACACAUUGUCUACGAUUCAAACCCAUACCUAUACCUUCCGAUUGACUUCUGUGGUGGAAUUCUCGAUCAGGUAACUUCUCUGGUUCACAUGCCAAAUGGCAAAGUGUAUGAUCCUCUGAUUGGACAAUGGAUGACACCAGAUUGGGAGAAUGUAGCAGAACGCGUUCCUACACCAACGAAGCUUCAUCUCUAUCGCUUCAAUGGGAAUGAUCCCAUCAAUAUUGGUCACGAUCGUAACUAUCCAGCUGACCAUGGAACAUGGUUUGAGCUGAUGGGCUACAAAGUUAGUAGCUUACUGCCGCAGCUCAAUGAGAAUUUCUGGCGUGUCCCAAGUGCAUGGGGCCGUGUUAGCAACUUUGGACCUAUACCCAAAGUGACACGAAUGGACUUUACUGGAUCACCAAAUGUGGAAGUUGAGAGUGGCUUCUUGGCACAUUUAGCCCUAAGGAGGGCAUCCAAAGUUGAGCAGUUGUCCUCACCACCACGCUCCAAACUCAAAAUGGACGUUAUGCGCGUGGCACCGAGUAAAAUUGGAGCGGCAUCAGAUCCACCAUUUGGACGGGGAAUUGUUGUUUCGCGCUCAUCCACGGGACAGGCUAUUGUAUCGAGUGUUCCAGCGGCAAAUGCCAUUUACCGCGAUGUCUAUACGUCUGUUUUCAACAGAUCCCACCUACUACCGAUCACCUUUGUGGUGCACAACAGUCAGCAGGAUUCGUUCUUCUUUGUGAAGGAGGACGCAUGGAGGGCGAGUGAGGAUCGGCAGCAAUUGAAACGUCUUCAGGGACAAGUUAAUACGACAUUCCAUGAAAUUGCUCGGGAGAACGGUAGUGGCAACAACUACCUCGAUGUGAAGAUCCACGGAGCACAUACUGUGAUCAAUCUGAGGUACGGGACGACAGUGGAGAAGGAGGCACAGAGACUGAUGCACCAUGCUAAGCUAACGGUGGUGCGAAAAGCAUGGCAUAGGGAAAAGGAGGCUCUCCGUAGUGGCAUUGCCACCGCCAUUGAGUGGAGUCAGACGGAGAGUGAUGAAAUUCUCAAGCAGGGCUAUGCAAAUAUGUACGAAGGGGAGUAUGUGCACGAUGUAGUGAAGUAUCCAGAAUUAGCAGAGGAUCCCUACAAUGUGCGCUUUGUUAAGAAGAAAACCAACCAAAUAAGACGACGACGACGAAGACAUGCGUCCACGGAUGAUUGCCCCGAUGGACGAUCGUGUUAGCCUAAUACCUCCCCCACAUUCGGCGGCACUACAGGUAAUAUCCCAAAAAUAAGGGAUUGAUACAUGAAAAAAAAAUACAAGCCCAAGUAGGAGAUUUUAUUAAGGAUAUAGAUACUGUGUAAAAAGUUAUUAUAUAUUACCCAUAAUGUAUUAGGUGGAAUGGUUAAAGAGAAGCACGUACAGUGUAGUUUGAUAAAAAUUGAUUUAAAAAAUGCGUGUAUGGAAAACACGAGAAAAAAAUUAACUAAAAAGGUGAUUCGAGCUUUUGAGACUGGCGUCAUUUCAUCCAGAACCAAUUAAUUGUAAUUUACGCAACAAAAGGAUAUACUUUACGUAUAUAGAUUUUUUAGGAUAACAAAAAAAAACACUUAACAAGGAUAUUAAAUAUAUAUUUAAAAAAAAAACUAUAAAAUUGAUAUUUAUGGAGUAAAGAAAACUUCGUCAACAUAAUUCAAUGUUAAAAAAAAGAAGGGAAUGAUGUUGAAACUACUGCCGCAAUUUCGGUUGUAUAAAAGUAGGUUAACAAAAUAAAAUAUCAAUCGAGAGAAUACGCCAAAAAAAUGUACAUUUGAUAUUAUAAAAAAAAAGAAAAACUUAGACAAAAUGCUCUCUAAUAAAAAAUUUAAAUUAAGGAGAAGGCAGUAUCUAGCUAAAACUUUCAGUAUGGGCACGUAUACCAUACAUUUUGCAGACAAAACAGAUGAUUUUUUGAAAGAACAAAAAUCAACGUGAAGCAGAAGAGAUGUUGCCAAAUACACCCAAUUUAAAGAUUAAAAAAAACUCUUGACUUAUUGAGAAAAUUUGAAAGAGAUUUACUAAAAUCAUGUUAAGAAGGAAUUUUUAUCUCAAAAGAUAUUCCUAAUUAAUCGUAAUGACUUCUUGAGAUUACGGAACAAAUCUGCAGUGAUUUUAGAAAUAUUAAUUAGAUUUAUGCACAACUGUUUUAACAAAUCAUAAUUAAAAUUUAGUCUUUCUAAGAUCUAAAAUAUUAAUUAACAUAAUAAAAUUAUUCUGAUAUUUUUUCUGUCUUAUUUCAAUUUCUUUUUUUAUUCUUUGAAUUUGAUAACUUUUUAACUAAUCUUUAUUUCUUCCAAACUAUUGAUAAGUUAUUUAAAUUUUAUUUGAAAAGAAAACCUUUUUUUAAGUUCAAAAUAAAAACCUAUGGUUUAGGAUCUAUUUUGAUUAUUUCUAAUAUCAUUGCAUAUUGAAUACUUCACUAUGUAAAAUACAUAUGUAAUUGUAAUAUAAAAUUCACUGUAAAUAAUUAAAAGAAAUCUUCACACGAUAAGCCAUAAGAAUAAAAUUAAAAUAAACCGAGAAAAGGCUAUCGCGAAGAGAUAAUUUUCUCAAAUAAAAGAAAACCAUUCAAAUCCAUGCAUAGGGGAUGAGAUUAUAAAAGUGUUAUGGGAAAGUGUAUGUAUGUAAUUUGUAAAUGUUCUCUAAUGAUAUUUAAAAGAAAUAAGAAUUAGUUGAUAGAUUAGUUGUAUAAUGAGGCUACACGGAUAACUCAUUUUUACUCCAUCGUUUAACGAUUUUGUUGCCACAUUAUUCCUGUAAAUAGAAUCCAAAGUUUAUAUUCUAAUAUUCUUUCUCUCUAUGGAAAAUAAUAAAUUUUACAAAAAAAAAUGCUUUAUUGGAGAAGUUCUCUCUCUUCUCAUUUUUCUUGCAAUUUUAUAAGCUAUGAAGUUUUGAGUUGAGCCUACCUUUUCUCUUGCUAUUUGCUUCAUAUUAAAAAUACUAUAAAUUCCCUCAAUGAAAAAAAAGUGAACCACACACAAGAAAAAGAAUUUAGAAAAAUAAAUUAAUUAAUGGUGCCAUAAAGUGUUAUCAAUUUAAAAUGACAAGAUUCCGCCACAUUUUUAAGAAAAAAGAAAUGAAUAAUGAAAAAAUCAGCGAAUAUUUUCAAUUUUAGGAGAAAUUUUUCCCAAAAAAAUCCGCCAGAGGGCUAUAUUAAGAAAAAAUGUACACUUUUGACUAGCUUCAGCCUAUUGUCUUUCUGUAAUCAAAUCAUUUUUUAUGCCAUAAAACAUGCCGUCGCAACGGUUUUUUUUUUUAAUUUUUAUACCUUUCUUUAUGCUGACUUUUUUGCCAUUUAGCAAUGAAGAUCAAUUGUAAAAAAAAAAUGGAUAAACAAGUUAUUAGAAAUUAUACAGCAUAAUAUCAGUCUUACAUAUUAAUUUUUACAUAAUCUAAAUGAAGAAAAAAAAAUGAAAAGCUAAACUUUUGUGUACAACAACGUUGAAAAAAAAACAAUGGCCCGGAUUUGGGGUGGAAAGCGUUGUACGUUUAUAGAGCAAAGUGAAUAUUUCAAUAAAAAUCCAUGUAAAAAGUCAUACAAAGGAUGAAAAAUCAUAGUGAAAUUUUAAGAAAAAAAAAUCGAAAAACCCAUGAGAGAAAGAAAACUAUGAGACGGUGAAAAUUACUGAUAGUAUUAAAAAAAAAAACAAGUAAAUAAUUCAAUAACAUAUUGAAAAUAUUAAAAAAAAAUCAAUAUAGAGUCGUAUACUGUAUAUUUAUUUUUAUAAAAUAGUAUGAUAUUAAAAAAAAAAUACGCAAGGUGAAUAAAACAAAUUACCAACCGAAAGAAGAUGAAUCAACAUCAAAAUUAACAUUGAAACAGAAUAAGUUUAUUGAAGUGAAGAUAAAAAGUUGUUGCUAAAAAAGAAGAGAGAAAAAAGAGAAAGAUGAAGAAAUUAAGGGAGGAAACAUAUAUGUAUUUGUAUUAUAUUUAAAUCAAUACAAUGGAUAUUUUAUCAAAGAAUGGGAAUUUAUCAGUGUAAACAAAUAAAAAAAAAUAUGUAGGUAAUAGUCCAAAGUUGAUGAGAAAAUACGGCACGACGGUGGAAGAUAAGAGGUUUUAAAUGAAUAACUUUGAUAUCAAAUCGCUUCAUAGAGUUUUUUUAUAUACACAUAAAUUUAAAAAAAAAAGAAAAAAUGAAAAUGAGUUGAGAGAAAGAAGUAUGUAAUAAUCAAAUUGAGAAAAGUAAUUAUAAAGAGAAAAAAAAAACAAAUAGAAAUAUCGAUGAUGAAAGUAAAAAGAAGAAAAUGAGAUGAGAUAUAGAAAUUACUGAUAUGUCUGCAAAACUCCUUCUUCCCUAGUCACAAUCAAUACUCAACAGUCAUUGAUGAAUGGUGAAAGAUAUGCGGUGAGUAAAAAACUCCAAAUUGCUGUAACAGUGGUUAAAUCUACAUGGAAUUUAGUUGCAAAUAAAGAGAAAAAAAUACUUUA